AUGGUUGUACCAGUGUUGUCGCCAACACCAAUAUGGUUUCCCAAGAUUUGGUCUAAAGCAUCAUCCGUUCGUAUAUUGGUCUACAAAGGAGAUAGACACAUGUUAUUAUAUCAGUCAAAAACCGGAUUCAGAGAAGAUAAAUAUGGUUUACCAUGGAAUUUGUUAGUUGUUCGUUUCGAUAAAUUUGAUAAAAAGCCAGCGAGGUUCAGAUGUUCUUUAGUGCCAAAUCAUGUAACAAUGUUGGUGGUAGGCGAUUCUUUAGUUAAGGAUUUGGGUGCACACGCAAAUGAAAAUCAGCUAGUUAUCCCUGUUCCAGGUGGGAAAUGGUCAUUGGUAUUAGAUACAGCGUUGAAGUUUGGAAAAUCACUCAAUUGUCUAUAUUUAAUAAUACAUGUGGGAAUUAAUAAUUUGAAUGAAGGUGGUAAUAAGUAUGUGCAUUUAAGAAACCUUAUGCAACUCUUUGAUAAUAUUUGUCAGGUUUUAGAUGAGGACUCCAAUUUCAGUAUUAUAUUUUCGAGUAUCUUGUUAACUGGUUGGGCUGACAUGAAUGCACGUGUCAGGGUUGCCAAUAGAAAGCUUAAAGAGGGUUGGUAUUAUUUAUAUCAUUAUGAUAAAGAAAUGGUUGAAGAAGAAUGUGGUAGACCAUUUCGACAAGAAGAAAAUAAAGAAUUUGUUAAGCUAUUUAAUGAGCAGAAAUUCAGACCUAGAACUGCUAUUUUAAAAGUCUGGUUUGAAUAUCCAACCAUCAUGUUCUUCCAAACCAUACCAGCUAAAGAUAAAAUCAGUUUUACGAGUAGAAUAGGUAAAAAGGAAACUGGCACUAAAAUCAGGUUCAGAAAUGGUUUGUGUUACGACGUUUUAACAUCGGUCGAUAUUCAAGAAAUAGUGAAAGCCGGUGGACGAAUUAUUAAAAUAUUAGAUGGUAUAGUUUACGAAGAAAAUUUUAAAACUCCACCCAAAAGAGAUUAUAUUUUAAUUUUGAGAGAUCUAAGAAAUAAAUAUAAACGAGAAGGUAAUAUCAUAGGUAGUAAUUGCAUGAAAUUAUUAGGUAAUUCAUUGUAUGGUAAAUCUAUUCAGAUGGAUAUAACUACAUCGAGACAUCUAUGGAGUGAAGCGACUUUAAAAGCCAACUUCGAUUCACACGUUAUAAACUAUGAAAAAGUAAAUGAUAGUCAAUAUAUAGUUGAGAUAAAUGAAGAAGAAAAAGAAUUUGACUGUACACCUCCUAAAUCUACACGACUAACACCUAGUCAUUUGGGAUCAUUCGUUUUAUCUCACAGUGAAAAAAUAAUAAAUAAUUUUAUUCGCGUGAUAGAUGGAUUUUAUAAGCCUGAAAUAUACUAUACGGAUACCGAUAGUUUAUACAUAUCGUCUAGCAAUUGGGAUAAAUUAAAUGAUGCUGGGUUGGUGUCCGAAAAUGAUUAUUGUAAAGGAAAGAAUGAUUACGGUAAUGGUGGAAUUAUAUUUGGUUUAUAUUUAGCGCCAAAAGUUAAAUACAAUAUCAUUCUAACAUCCGACGGUAUUCUAAAAGAAAAGAAAACGUUUAAGGGUUACUCUAAAGAUAAGAUAUCCGUAGAAGAUUAUAUUCGAUUAGCUAAUGGACACGAUGUAACGAAUGAAUUUAAGAAACCUUGGGUAAAAAGUUUCACCAAUGGAGUAGUUAUUCCAAAGGAUGAUGAUAAACAAAAGAAAGUUUUUAGAAGUUAUCUAAAUCUCGUUAAGAGAAAAGCACCGGACAAUGAAGGAAUCAUGUACCCUUUCAACAACGGAAAAGAAUUGAACAUGGAUGAAAACUACGAAUCUGAUGAUUACGAUUAUCUAACUAUUCAUGAAGAGAAUGAAGAGUGUUAA
Molecule: messenger RNA, 1851 nt
Organism: Lottia gigantea (owl limpet)
Lineage: Eukaryota; Metazoa; Mollusca; Gastropoda; Lottiidae
Exons: 3
Coding region: 1-1851 (616 amino acids)
Biological process (GO): DNA replication
Molecular function (GO): nucleotide binding; DNA-directed DNA polymerase activity; DNA binding
Source: RefSeq, a predicted model, not a curated record